This is a messenger RNA of Numida meleagris (helmeted guineafowl), 4268 nucleotides long. RefSeq names its product tumor protein p53 inducible nuclear protein 1 (gene TP53INP1). Bases 321 to 1034 code for a protein of 237 amino acids. Gene Ontology annotation, biological process: autophagosome assembly; positive regulation of DNA-templated transcription. The transcript is spliced from 4 exons. Lineage: Eukaryota; Metazoa; Chordata; Aves; Galliformes; Numididae. The record is from RefSeq and is a predicted model, not a curated record. Gene Ontology annotation, cellular component: autophagosome; nucleus.
CGUUAGCGACAGCCGCCGGCGGCGCCGAUUGGGCGCGGGGCGGGGCCGCCCGUCAGCUGUGCGCGCCGCUAUAACAACAAAGGGCUGCGCAGGGCGCGGAGUUGGCGCGGUUGCGGCGCUGGGAGCGGUAGCGCGGUGCGGCCCAGAGGUGUAACACAAACUGUUUACCAGCCAUGACUCUGCAUGUCCUGUACCGAAGCUAAUAAAGCAUCUGUGCACUUUAAUCUGAAGUCUAUGCCACCCUGCUAGAACAGUGUGAGCUGUGCCUUGAACCUUGGAUAUAAAGAUCUACCAGCCAAAGUCUUGUUCCUGCCUUAGUAAUGUUCCAGAGAUUAAAUAACAUGUUCAUGGGAGAGAUUGAUGGCUUGUCCAGCCAAGAGCCAGAGUUCAGUGAGAAAGAAGAUGAUGAGUGGAUUCUGGUUGACUUCAUAGCAGACACUUGCACUAACUGCGCUGUGGAGCAAGAUGACAUUGCUGAAACAUCACCUGCAGGCAGCUCACCGGUCUUCUCCUGCCUGCCAUCUCCCCUGGAGCACCUGCCUGAGGCCAGCGAGUCGUGCUUCAUCCAGUUUGAGUCAUGUCCCAUGGAGGAGAGCUGGUUCAUCACCCCUCCGCCAUGUUUUACUGCAGGUGGGCUGACUGCCAUCAAAGUGGAAACCAGCCCCAUGGAGAACCUCCUCAUUGAGCACCCCAGCAUGUCUGUCUAUGCUGUCCACAAUGCCUGCCACAGCCUCAGUGAUGCUGGAUGUGGGGAUGAGGAAUUCUGCAGCCCGGGCAGUCCCAGACUGGAGGCCCGAAAUGAAACAGGACAGCGUGUUCACUGCUACGUCGCAGCUCUUCCUACUCGUUCAAGCUUUCUGGAAAAAAACAAGAGCUUUCGUCCUACCCACUGGAUAAAAGAACACAGCAAAAGACACUAUCUCAAUAGAAAUGGUCUCCGUCGCCAAAACCUCACCAGGGAUUGCCACUCUCGGCAUAUCAAGCACAACGGACUGUUUGUUCACCAGCCUUGCCAGCGUCAGUUCAAUUACUGAUGGCUCUCGUGGUUUUAAUCUAUGAUCUAAUUGUUUCUUAGGUUGCUCAUGUUUUCAUGCAUAGGUAAGUGUGGUCAAUCUGCAGCUGAUCAAUCCCUCAGACACAAUCACAACCAGUGCUGCAUUUGUUUGAAGUGACACAUCUCCAAAAAUCUUGCUGCAAGUCUAAAUGAUGUUAAAUAUCAGUGUCUCGGAAGCCUGUCAGUACAGUAGUUUGUGUGCUGACCUAUCUACUAUGUAUAGAUGGGUUCAUAGGUAGUCUUUUAAGAAGCUUAACUGAGAAAAUCAGUUACAUCUUUGCAUUAAUCGAAGUGGAGUUUGAGAAUUUGAAGUUAGCCUUAUGCUUUAAUGACAAGUACUUGACAGUUCAUGUAUCUGUCUGUAUUGGGCAUAUAUGAUUACCUUCUAACAAGGAAAUACUGUAGCUGCCAGUGAAUACUACAUAGCUAUGCUGAACUGUUACAAGGACAACUAAUCUGAAUUGCCUAGUACCUACCUGUGUUUGCAUGGAGUCUGUGUAGUUGUGUUAGGUACUUAAUGUGAGUAUCAGAAAAGGGUUAAACGUCCCUUUGAUAUUUCUGCAGUAUCUAUGGCACUGGUGUUACAGAUGAAGUACCUCACAGUGGAGUGAAUGGAAAAGUGGACCUAUGGGUUUAGUGCAGAUGCAUAACCCAGGGAGCUGAACUGUUCUACCUGGUACAGUUUGAGUUCUCUUCCCUCUCUCUAACUCUUUUUAUUGUUGAAGAAAGAUCAAUUUUUUUUAAAACCUAAUCUAUUCCGUUUGUUCUGUAGUCACCGAAAAAAGGUGGAUCGACUGUUCUUCUAAUCCCACUGGUAGCUGACUGCUUCUCAAAGAAGUCAGGCUGAUGCUCAGCUAUUUCUGAGCUGCUGAUUGCUGUUAGAUUUUCUUGUUUACAGGUUGAGAGUUGCUGAAAUAUAGCUGGAAGGAAGACUUAUCAGAAGUUCUUCUAACUCUCUAUCUCACCUGUCCUCCCACUCAGUCAAGUCCGAGAUGAAUUGUGACUGGAAAUGAAGGGCAAUGUGUGGCAAGGAGAAGAGCAUGCUAAAACAAUCUUACAGAACUAAAUACAGAUAACGGUGUAUAAAAUUUGAGGCACUUCAGCAGUGGUGGUUUUUUUUGUCAACAGGGAGUAGAAAGACUGGAUAUCAAUUCUGUGGGCCACCAGGGAAGAAAAGCCACUCAAAACUAACAAAUACUUAAGUAUUCUCUCUGAAGAACGCUCUGCAAGAUACAUUGGAAGUUGCUGGGCACUUAAAGGCAAAAAAAAAUCUCUUAUUAAUAGAUUGUACAUUACACAGCAUCCACAUGGUACACUGAGCCCCGACAGAUAAUCUAGCAAGUGGGUUAAAUCUCUUUGAAGGAGAGAGGGCAGAAAUCCUCACAAAAGAAGCGGGGGGGAAAUAGUAAUUUUACUUUGUUUCUGUCAGUGCCCAACUGUUGUGUGGUUUUUAUCCUCCCCGUGCUGGGUGCCUAAAGCAUUAAAGAGUUAAUGAUGAAUUCAGUCAUGUCUUCCAGUAGUUCUUAGACAGAAGUUAGCAUAAGGAGUCACGUGGGGAGUACUGGAACUAGGGCAAUAUCAAUGUGAAUUGUUCCAGACCUGUAACACUUGUUUUCUAAAUCCAUCCAAAUGCUUCAAGUUUCACAGAAGCCCAACAACUUGAACUAGUCUUGGUGUAGUGAGAGCAUCACGUAGUGCAUGAUGUAGUUACUGUGCAUAGUGCAGCUGGAAUUGUUGGGGAACAUACCUAGUGUGCAGAAAACAGCAUUUAUUUCAGUUUCCAUUUCUCAUUUCAGUCUUGCUGCUUCCCUGGGAUUAGUUAGGGUUGUUGCAAAGGGAUGUUGACAAAUACAUGCAUGUAUAAGAGCGGGUGGUGCUUUCCUGGAUACACUAGUCUUUAAAACACAUGGAACUCAUGUGAACUGGGAAAGAGAAUAAAAUCGGUCCCAUCAUGAGCCACAAAAAUAAGGGUGAGGAUGUUACUACUCUUUGAAGCCUUAUGUGCCCAUGUCCUCACAGUUUCUCUUUUUGUGGUCCAAAUACUCUGGUUUAUCUCCAAGUAGCUGUAGUUUCUCCAGUCUUGCAUCUGUACACUGACAAACUUCUGCUUGCCUCAGAUGAUCUACCUUUACCACUCCAACUCUUUAUCCAGCUUAAGACUUCCUUCUCCUCACUGCCAACUUUCUAGCUCAGGAAAAUUCUGUGCUUUCCUAUAUUUUUUUUCUUGAUAUAUCAAGUAACUACUUUCCUUCAGCUUUAAUUUUCUUAAAGUUAAAUGAAGGAAGAUGAUGUCUCCACCUCCCUGUGUUGGAAGAAGUAAUCUUUUGAAUCUCAACAGGGAGAUGGAAUUGAGAGUAUAAAGGCUCCCAGGUAUUAGAAUGAGAGCCUUGGUCUGUUCUUCUUAGCAGGCAAGAAAAUGCAACUUUAGACUGCUCCUAGAGUUGGGAGAAACUGAUCUUUUUUUAUACUACAUUACUAGAUAUCUUUCUGGUGAUGAACGCCUAUAUCUUUCAGGAUAUAAACUGUUUUGUUGCACAAAGCUGUGCUUCUCAACUUGUAAUAUUGGGAACCGUAUUAUUGUGUGAGAUAGUACUGCAUCAAUGGCUUUUUGUUAAUUUGUUUUAAGUAUUUAUGUUGGUCUAGCCCCAUUUUGUGCCUGGAGCUACUGGGCGAUUAGAUUUGUUUUGAUUUUCUGUUUUAAUAGUGAGCUGUGUGGCUUUUUAUAUGGUUUUUUGAACUGUAUUAAAAUGUGUGUUUUUUCAUGUAAAAGUGGAGGCCUUGCAGUGUCUCGUACUGAUUGAUACUCAUGAAUUUUGCUGAAACGGUAUUUUCAUAUAUUGGUCAACAGACAGAUUUGCAUUUUAAACUGUGCCUUCUAGGUGUAACUUUACACAGCAAACUUGAAGAUACAAAAGGGACAUUUCAGAUAGGAUUAAUACUGUACAUCGGUCUAUGCAUAUACGGCAGCUUCUUUCCAGAGCCACUUUCUAUUUGUAGCAGUCUUUUUGAUAUGGAGGAAUGUCUCGCUCUUAUUUUUAAUAGUUUAGCACAAGCCGAAAGCUGACAAAAUACAGCACUUUGCCAAAAAAUAGCAUUGCUUAACCCGUGUGUAUUUACUAAAGCGAUCUUCUGUAUUUUGUUUUCAUGGUGCGUUAUGUGCACCGUGGGGAGACAUGACCUGAACUCUCAAUAAAUGGCCUAUUAAAAAAUGUCA